Acomys russatus (golden spiny mouse) is the source of this 1772-nucleotide messenger RNA. RefSeq names its product Mab-21 domain containing 2 (gene Mb21d2). NCBI's taxonomy places the organism in Eukaryota, Metazoa, Chordata, Mammalia, Rodentia, Muridae. The transcript has 2 exons. The record is from RefSeq and is a predicted model, not a curated record. The coding region runs from base 47 to 1522 and encodes 491 amino acids.
GGUGGGUGCCGCGGCCGCCGCGGAGCCGCCGCUCGGCGCGUUUUGCAUGAAGAUGGCGGCUCCCACCGCCAGCAAGGCAGCCUCCCUGGGCUGCAACAACAAGCCUGCCUUCCCGGAGCUGGAUUUCAGGUCUGGAGCUCGCGUGGAGGAACUGAACAAACUCAUCCAGGAAUUCACCAGGCACGACCAGCGAGAAUACGACGACCAGAGAGCAUUGGAGAUCCACACAGCUAAGGAUUUCAUCUUUUCCAUGCUGGGCAUGGUGCAAAAGCUAGAUCAAAAACUCCCUGUGGCUAACGAGUACCUGUUGCUCUCCGGAGGGGUCCGAGAAGGCGUGGUGGACCUGGACCUAGAUGAUUUAAAUGUCUAUGCCCGGGGCACCGACUACGACAUGGACUUCACCCUCCUGGUGCCGGCCCUUAAGCUGCAUGACCGCAAUCAGCCCGUGACGCUGGACAUGCGCCACUCGGCCCUGUGCCACUCCUGGCUGAGCCUCCGGCUCUUCGACGAGGGGACAAUCAGCAAGUGGAAAGACUGCUGCACGAUCGCAGAUCACAUCAACGGUGCCACCAACUAUUUCUUCUCUCCCACCAAAGUGGCCGGCUGGUUCUACGACUCCAUCAGCAUUGUCCUCUCGGAGAUACAGAAGAAACCCCAGAGAGGGAUGCCGAAGGUGGAAAAGGUAGAAAAAAACGGGACCAUCAUCUCCAUCAUCCUGGGCGUGGGAAGCAGCCGGAUGUUGUACGAUAUCGUCCCCGUGGUGUCGUUCAAAGGGUGGCCGGCGGUGGCUCAGAGCUGGCUCAUGGAGAACCACUUCUGGGACGGGAAGAUCACCGAGGAGGAAGUCAUCAGCGGCUUUUAUUUGGUGCCAGCUUGCUCCUACAAGGGCAGGAAGGACAACGAGUGGCGACUGUCCUUUGCCAGGAGCGAGGUGCAGCUGAAGAAGUGCAUCUCGGGCAGCCUCAUGCAGGCCUACCAGGCCUGCAAAGCCAUUAUCAUCAAACUCCUGUCAAGGCCCAAGGCUAUCAGCCCCUACCACCUGCGGAGCAUGAUGCUCUGGGCCUGCGACCGACUCCCUGCCAGCUACCUGGCCCAGGAAGACUACGCAGCUCACUUUUUGCUGGGCCUCAUUGACGACCUGCAGCACUGUCUGGUCAACAAAAUGUGCCCUAAUUAUUUCAUCCCACAGUGCAACAUGCUGGAGCACCUGUCAGAGGAGACGGUCAUGCUCCACGCCCGGAAGCUCUCCUCUGUCCGCUCGGAUCCUGCCGAGCACCUGCGCACCGCCAUCGAGCACGUGAAGGCAGCCAAUCGGCUGACACUGAAGCUGCAGCGCCGGGGCAGCACCACCAGCAUCCCCUCCCCGCAGUCCGACGGAGGGGACCCCAAUCAGCCUGACGACAGGCUGGCAAAAAAACUGCAGCAGCUAGUGACUGAGAACCCAGGGAAGUCCAUCUCGGUCUUUAUUAACCCCGAUGACGUCACAAGGCCCCAUUUCAGAAUCGAUGAUAAAUUUUUCUGAGUGUUUUGUUGACUGCCCCACCCGCCCCCAGCCCCCUUCUUGGUUUCUAAAACUUAUGUACGGUGUAGUGUGGCUUGUGAUUCAGUCGUUCUGUUUUUACAUAUCCAGCUUAACAUUGGAUUUGGUAAGAACACAUCUUAAGUUUCCUGGUUCUGCAGGAUGGUGCAGGCUCUGAAAAAGUAUUUAUACUAUUUCAUACUCUGCCUGGAUUUUGCUGUUUGUUUUCUAGUUAUUGUGGGGUGUUUUUUUU